Molecule: messenger RNA, 7912 nt
Organism: Gopherus flavomarginatus (Mexican gopher tortoise)
Lineage: Eukaryota; Metazoa; Chordata; Testudines; Testudinidae
Product: zinc finger protein 883-like
Exons: 4
Coding region: 1094-2800 (568 amino acids)
Biological process (GO): negative regulation of transcription by RNA polymerase II
Molecular function (GO): DNA-binding transcription repressor activity, RNA polymerase II-specific; RNA polymerase II cis-regulatory region sequence-specific DNA binding
Source: RefSeq, a predicted model, not a curated record
GGCUGCAGCUCCGCAGCAGAGCCCGGGCCGUGCACGGCGGGGGGGGGUGUUAAUGAAGGUCUCUCCCGCCGCGAUCUGCGCAUGCCCAGAGCUCCAACGGCACAAACCCUUCUCCGCCCUGGGAGAGAGUCCAACUGCUCCGCACGAACCCAGGCAGAACCGCACUCGUUCGCGCUCCAGCUCCGGCUCCCUCGCUGACGUCACUUCCGCUCCACUGAGAGGCUGGAACUACAUCUCCCAGCCUCCCUCUGGGGCGCGUCCGCCCUCUCCUGCCUAGGUAAGGGAGGAGUCCAGUGGCUGAAACUGCGCUUGCUCUUUGCGAGCCCCGCUGGGGGCGGGAGAACGAAGCUGCUGCCGCCUCCGUGUGAGCCGGGCCCGGGCUGAGCAGCUGCUGCUCCUCCUGGGUCUGUGCCGGGGAGUCCGGCAUUAACCCCUCCGUGUCCGGCCUAGGGGGGGCUUUCUCCAGCUGGGCCCCGCCCCCUGGGCAACCCGGAGCCCCCGGAGCCAGUGACCUUCGAGGAGGUGGCUGUGUAUUUCACCAGUGAAGAGGGGGCCUCUGCUGGAUCCCACUCAGAGAGCCCUCUACAGAGACGUCAUGCAGGAGAACUAUGAGAAUGUGACCUCUCUGGGUAAGGGUUACUGUCCCCUCAGUUCUUGGAAGGGGAAACGAAGAGAUAAGGUUCACACCAGCACCACAAUGUCACCUCUCCUCUGUCCUGUUUCAGCAUCACCCCAAUAUGCCAGUGACACACACACUGCCAGAGACCCUCUCCUGCUGCAGAACACUUUGGGAACAGAGCACAGGAGCAGUAUCGCACAGUGUCAAAUAUCUCCUGUUUACAUAAGUAAAACUGGGGGUUAGGUCCAGCAUAACCAACAGAAGCUUCCCACCCUAGACCUUCUCUCAGACCCUGAGCCUUCUUUACCCAGACCAGAAUGUGCUUGGGGUGUAACAAGCAGGCUGCUGGAGUCAGAGCAGAUGGUCCAGGGUUACUUAUCACACAGUCAGUCAGUGCAUCCUUGACUGCUGGCUGGGGGUAUCCAGACAGGGGAGCUCCAGCUGCAGAACAUUGAAUCUCACCCAGGAUUACAGAUGACACAACUCCUCACCGCUUUGGAUUGCACCCCAGCAUGUGAAAAUGGCCUAGGGUUUCCAGUUUCCAAACCUGAUGUGAUCUCCGAGCUGGAACUAGGGGAAGAGUCAUGGGUCUCAGACCUCCAGGGUUCAGAGGAAAGAGAGAUCCUGAGAGCUCCCUGCACAGCAGGUGAUGCAAUGGUGUGUGAGAAACAGGAGCAGAAUUCUCAGCAGGAAAAUGUUGAGCAAGUGGAUAAACACAGAGCAUUAUCGCAAAGAUUGGAAAGAAAUGUGUCCAGGAGUCACGAGCAGGGACAAUCCUAUGAGAUUCAGUACAGACCAGAAAGAGAGCAGGGAAACCAUCCAGGGGAGAAAGUAGGUAAAUGUAUUUCAUGUCGAGGAACUCAGAAAGACCUCAAGAAAACCACAACCCAGGAGGAAAUCCUCAUGAGAGAGAGAAAAAAUACAUGCACUGAGUGUGGAAAAAACGUAUGUGAUUACUCAGCUCUUAUAAAGCAUCAGCAGCUCCACACAGGAGAGAGGCCCUAUGAAUGCAGUGAGUGUGGGAAAAACUUCACUCGCAGAUCACACCUCAUUAAUCAUCAGAGAAUCCACACAGGGGAGCGACCCUAUAAAUGCAGUGAGUGUGGGAAAAGCUUCACUCAGAGAUCACACCUUACUAAUCAUCAGAAAAUCCACAUAGGGGAGAGACCCUAUGAAUGCAGUGUGUGUGGGAAAAGCUUCACUCAGAGAUCACACCUUACCAGGCAUCAGACAAUCCACACAGGGGAGAGGCCCUAUGAAUGCAGUGAGUGUGGGAAAAGCUUCAAUCACAGCUCAGCGCUUUCUGAACAUCAGAGAAUCCACAUAGGGGAGAGGGCCUAUGAAUGCAAGGAGUGUGGGAAAAACUUUACUCAAAGAUCAGGCCUUUUUCUCCAUCAGAGAAUCCACACAGGGGAGAGGCCCUAUGAAUGCUGUGAGUGUGGGCAAACAUUCAGUCACAGUUCACACCUUAGUAAUCAUCAGACAAUCCACACAGGGGAGAGGCCCUAUGAAUGCCGUGAGUGUGGGAAAAGCUUCACUAGCAGCUCAGCCCUUUCUGAACAUCUGAGAAUCCACACAGGGGAGAGGCCCUAUGAAUGCCAUGAAUGUGGGAAAAGUUUCAGGUUCAGCUCAGCCCUUUCUGAACAUCAGAGAAUCCACACAGGGGAGAAGCGCUAUGAAUGCAGUGAGUGUGGGAAAACCUUCGGUCGCAGCUCGUGCCUUUUUCAACAUCAGAGAAUCCACACAGGUGAGAGGCCCUAUAAAUGCAUUGAGUGUGGGAAACGCUUCACUACCAGUUCAGACCUUUCUAAACAUCAGAGAAUCCAUACAGGGGAGAGACCCUAUAAAUGCAGUGAGUGUGGGAAAAGCUUCAAUCAGAGAUCAACCCUUAUUAAGCAUCAGAGAAUCCACACAGGAGAGAGGCCCUAUGAAUGCCAUGAGUGUGCGAAAACCUUCAAUAGCAGCUCAAGCCUUAUUAGGCAUCAGAGAAUCCACACAGGAGAGCUGCCCUAUGAAUGCAGUGAGUGUGGGAAACGCUUCACUACAGACUCAGCCCUUUUUCAACAUCAGAGUAACCACACAGGCAAGAGGACCCAUAAAUGCAGUGAGUGUGGAAAAAGUUUCACUACCAGCUUAGCCCUUUCUGAACAUCAGAGAAUCCAUGCAGGAGAGGGCCUUUGAAUGCAGUGAGUGUGGGAAUACCUUCUGUUGGCACUCAGCCCAUGUUAGCCAUCAGAGACUCUGCAAGGGAGGUCAACACCACAAAAAACCUCUAGGGCUUAUCCAUACUUUUUGUUUAAUACUUUUCCUGAUUCCCACAUACUAACUUUUAAAGCUGUUUGAACUGUUUGCUGCACUGGUAUCCCUCAGCUUGUCCAGAUGAGUGACUGAUUUUUGCCUUUUGCCAUUCACUCUGUUUUAAAGUUGAUCUGUUUGUCCUUUCUAUCAACUCCUUUGUCCCAUGACUAUUUCAAGUGUGCCCUUCUGAUCCAGAACGAGGGAGCAUCACAUUUAUACCAUUCCUUCUAUUGCAAAGUUAUUGUUAAAGUCAGUAAUGACACAGAUUGUAUCAUUUCCAGUUGAUCUCGUGUUGCUCUGGGUUGUGCUGAAGAGCAGUUAUAUUGGGAACUUUUCAAAUUAUAUUUAAAUGAAGAGGAGCAGGGGCAUGGGGAAAAGGGGUCAUUUCAGCCUCUAUGACACUGGAAGGGGAUGGGUGACUCAGAGAUUACGUCCUUCCCCAUCACUACAGAACUGUUACCUUUUUUCUGAGCCAUGCAGUGUUUAUGUUCAUCACAUUCUACACAUCCACUUCUCAAAGUGUCCUGUGAGGAACAGUUCUCAGCUGUCUGUGCUUGGAGAUGAUGCUUUCACUUCUUUAAUCCUAAAUCAGAGUCAUUGUGACUGGAGAUAAGUGUCAAAGAGCUGGAAGGGGAAUUCAAAUGGAUCUCAAACAGUGUGAUCAUUUGGAGUUAAAACUGCAGGUUCCAUCUGUUCGUAAAGCCACUUCUGGCAAGGUAUCUGUCUUCCCCCUCCCCGCCCAAUUAUUUGGAUGCUAGGAUACUAAAAAUGUUGUAAAUAACAUAACUGACUAUUGAGACAGGGAUGAGUGAAAUAUGUUUGAAUGAAUCAGAGGAGAAUGUGAUGGGAGAAUCUCUUGUCCCGAUUCUGAAUAAUCAGAUGUAACCUACUCCAGAAUUUGACUUGACACUUUUGUUGUCAUAUAUUCUCUCCUGAAGACUGUUUCAUCACCCAAUUGGAUAUUAGUUCAGUUUGAUAGGAUGUAGCUCAGAUUUAUUGGAGAAUUUAAGACAAAUGACCAUUUACUAAACUCAUCAUUUCUCACUUCAGUUUUGCUUUUUCCCCAUCCCUCCAUGAUGACAUGGGGAAAAUUCAAGCGCACUUCUGUCAGCAGGAGUGAACUCUCCAAUGUACUGCACAUGCUAAGAAAGAAACAGCAGUGAUUUAAAAUCUCCACACAGAAAAGGUGAACAGCAGAAGAACCCCAGCUAACUGGAGGAAGUGCAUAUGAUCAUGUGUAGUUCAAUUGUUGAAGACUGUAUUGUCUCAGAUGAUCUGGGGAGAGAAUUCCACAUUAGGUGAUUUUGAAGUAGGUAAAAUGCACAUGUAUUUGGUUCCUAAAGCAUUUGUAAGCCAGACCCUAUGGAAGAUUUCUCCUAACUUACCCUAUAUUAUGGGAGAUGCUGCCCUUCACGACACAGAUGUUGAAGGAAACAGAAGUGGGGGUUUAGUUGAAUUUAUCCUGUCUAGGUGCUAAAAAUGUGUAUAAAAUGAAAUCAGUGUUGUAAGUAUAAUAGUUGCAGAAAAAUGGCUAUUUUCUAAUAGAAUCUCCAGCUCUGGUAACUAACAGAUUCUAAUCUAGCCCUGUAUCCAGUCCCUUGCCUGGACCUGUGCCACCAAAUCAAAGAAAAACUGGGCAUGUUUUGGGAACCAUUCCUCACUAACACUGCUGAUGUUGUUGAGUGAUUUUGUAAAAGAUUCUACUUCAGAGAACUGUAAAUUUACCCUGGCCAAGGAUUUGGAAAGAACUGAAGUUGAAAGAGAACUCACUCAAUUCUUUGUUUCCACCCAAAUAAAGGAAGAUAUGGUGACCAAUGACCCAAUAGCUAGGAGAGGUGCUGGCCUUUCUAUUAUCACAGAGUGUGACUGUGCUCAGUGUAUCUGUGACAAAAGCUCAUUGGUGCCAAUUGGCAAAGGGAUCGCUUAUUCGCUAGCAACUCCUGUGUCAGAUCUUUCAGACUUGCCACACCUAAUACUGAUUUUAUGAUAUUUAUUCAGGAAGCAUAGCAGUGAGACCUCUACUGGAAAAAGCUUGUAAAUUAUUGAUACUCCUAAUCUCUAUUAGAGGUGUGUAUGAGUCAUGUUGAAGGAGGAAUGUAAGUACAUGGUAAAAUAUGCCCAUAUGGUAUUGUAAUGAAAGUGAGUCACCCCAAUCAUAGGACUUGGUGGGGACAUCCCAUUCAUGUGGGAGGGAAUUGCCACUUGUCCCUUGCUAGCCAGUUAUGUGAUGUAUUGCUCCAUUGUCAACCUUUGCACCAACCCAGAAAAGCCAAUGGAAAACCAUCAAAGACAAACUAGCGACAUCAAAAUCCAGUGGAAGUGACAAGGACAAUAUGACGAUGAGUAGAUCAUCCUUUCUGUGAAUAAAGACAAAAGACUGAUUCAGUUUAUAAGAAGGUGGAGUAAAACACUCACCAAGCAGAUCCCUAACGACCAGUGGUGCUUCAUGAAAGGCAGGGCCCCGGCUCCUAGGGACUAGCGGCCACUGCAAUAGGCUGAAGUGUGAGGUGAGAAUCUACUUAGAUAGGAAAGAUAACCACUAAAAAGUGUAGGUUGUGUUUUGUUCUGUUUAAAUCUGUCCCUUGUUAAAUGUCCGUUUGAUUGAUAACUACUUAAAGGCUGUGUGUGAUAAAGGAACAGUGGUCUACAUUAAAAUUGUUAACUUGGGAUAUACCGGUGUUUCGGGAAGGGAGGAUCUGGGAUUUCUCUUGAGUAUCUGGUGAUCGGGGCUGGACCCCAGGUGGGGUCACAUUGAAGGAACUCAGGGGUUAGGGUGUCUCUGUUGGCAACUGGCAGGGCUGCUGUGGCUCAGAGGAGGUUGCUUGAGUCCCUCUUCCUAAUGGCAGAUGGCAACAAGGAAACUCCUAUCCCUCAGCACCCUGAGAAGAGUCACACUGUGAAUCUGUGUUGAGCCCCCACCUGUGAAAUCCCCAUGGGGAAAGCACCCUAUAACAUAGUUCCCUGACUCAAAAUAGCUGUAAAACUCUGCCCUAUGAAAUCACGGAACAUGUGCUCUUUGGUCUGUGAAAGCAUGUAAAGAGUCCAAGUGCUGGAGGGUAAAGAUUGGGUCCAGAGUGACCUAGACAAAUUGGUGGAUUGAGCCAAAAGAAAGCUGGAGGGGUUCGACAAGGACAAGGGCAGAGUCCUGCACUUAGGAUGGAAGAAUCUUAUGCACUGCUACAGGCUGAGGACUGACUGGGUAAGAGGGUCAUGUGCUCCAGCCCCCUAAUCAUUUUUGUUGCCCUCUGCUGGACUGUUUCCAAUUUUUCCACAUCUUCCUUGUAGUGUGGGGCCCCAAACUGGACACGGUACUCCAUAUGAGGCCUCAUCAAUGUUUUAUAGAGGGGAAUGAUCACGUCCCUCGAUCUGCUGGCCUUGCCCCUACUUAUACAGCCCAAAAUGCCAUUAGCCUUCUUGGCAACAAAGGCACACUGCUGACUCAUAUCCAGCUUCUCGUCCACUGUAACCCUAGGUCCUUUUCUGCAGAACUGCUGCCUAACCAUUCAAUCCCUAGUCUGUAGCAGUGCAUGGCAUUUUUCCAUUCUAAGUGCAGGACUCUGCACUUGUCCUUGUUGAACCUCAUCAGAUUUCUCCUUACCACUUCUGGCAUGGGCAGGCAUCUUGGAGGCCUUUCUAGAAGAGAAUUUGGAACUGAGUUGGGAAAACUAGUUUCAAAACAGGAAGCUUAGGUUUAGUUUCAUUUAUUUAUAAUAUUAAAUAAUCCUUUCUUCCUAGUAUCACAAUCAUAAGUGCUUCAGCGUUAUGGUUUUCCAGAGGGAAAACUUAACUUCUCUCCAAAGGGAAUUGAAAGAAAACACUUUUCAGAGUCCAAAAGAGACAAGAUGGGUCAGGGUAAGAGCUUGUAGAGGACCAACCUCUGUUGGUGAAAGAGACAAACUUUGCAGCUAACCCAGAAUUCUUUAGCUCUGUGUAGCCCCAAAGUUUGUCUCUUCCACAAACAGAAGUUAGAACAUAAGAACGGCAAUACUAGGUCACAGCAAGGGUCCAUCUAUCGUACUAUCCUGUCUUCUGAAAAUGCCCAAUGCCAGGUGCUCCAAAGAGAAUGAACAGAACAAGUAAUCAAGUGGUCCAUCCCCUGUCGCCCAUUCCCAGUUUCUGGCACAGAGAGAAUAGAGAUGCCAUCCCUGCCUAUGCAGGAUAAUAGCCAUUGAUGGACCUAUCCUCCAUGAACUUAUCUAGUCCAGUUUUGAACCCUCUUCAAGUCUUGGCCUUCACAACACCCUCUGGCAAAGAGUUCUCCAGAUUAACUGUGCAUUGUGUGAAGAAGUAUUUCCUUUUGUUCAUUUCAAACCUGCAGCCUAUUCGUUUCAUUUGGUGACCCUCCUACUGCUUGUGUUACUCUGAGAAGGAGUAAAUAACACUCCCUCCCUUGGUCCUUUAAAAGAUAUUAUGUGACCUGCUCCCCCUUGUCUUUCAUGUCCUGGGACCAACAUGGAUGCAACAACAUUACAGCCAACAAGGUUCAAAGUCAAUGCGCAUGGAGGAAGUAUUUGGGGUUUCAUUCCUUAUAUCUUGGUCCCAUCGUGUGGCCAUUUCCUUUCUCUCCUCUGUUACAAGCUUUGAUGUUUUGCACAGAAACAUUAUUUCCACAGGAGACACCCCGCAGUGGGGCCUGCAUUCCUUUACCAACAGUCAGUAGAAGGGUGCAGACAAAGGCCUUUAGAACAAAGCAUCCAUCACAGUCAAAAAAAUCAUCUCCCUCCUGCAGGUCACUGGCAGCCUAAUUUGUUCCUUAUCCUCCCAGAGUUUUGGGGCUGGAUGCAGCACUAUCCAGCCCCUCUGUAUGUACCGGGAACAAACACAAACCUUGUCUUUAAAACAAACUGUGCCCUUCCUUUUUAGGGAAGAUUUUUCUGAUUGAAGUUGAGCUUCAGUUCCUCUCUCCUAGGGGUGGGUUGGCUGUAGGGCAUUGGUAGUAUAGUAGUGAGCAUAGCUGCCUUCUAAGCAAUUAAACUGAGUUCAAUUCCAAGCCAA